UGGCAAGGUUUCAUUCAAGAACAGGCCAAUAGAUUGCAAGCCUGAAUUACAAGUCAGUAGAAACGUUGUCAGUCAACGUCAAGCCACACGAUCUAUCAAUUUUUCUAUUGACAAGGGCCCCUGAAGCAACCAUGGCAACAUCAUAUUUAUUCCCUUGGUCAUCAAGGUGUCACAGACGACAGCAUGACAUCUGGAUUGUGCUGUCUCCACCCCGUUCGAGACCUGCAACGGAGCUGCCGCUGUCAAAGUCACAGUCAUUGAUGGUUCGUCGCACGAAGCCCCUCCAACGCAGCCUAAGUACAAAGUAUAUGUGAUGUAUCCACCUUGAAAACAAUAAAAAAAAAGAAGAAAAAGGAAUGUCGCCACCAUCCUGCAUGGGCUCGACCGGGCUCUGAAUUUCAUACAGGACUGGGUCGAACGCAUUGCGCCACUGAUCCGCACCGCCCCUGCAGAGAAGGAU
Molecule: messenger RNA, 460 nt
Organism: Aspergillus neoniger CBS 115656
Lineage: Eukaryota; Fungi; Ascomycota; Eurotiomycetes; Eurotiales; Aspergillaceae
Exons: 1
Coding region: 132-314 (60 amino acids)
Source: RefSeq, a predicted model, not a curated record